UCAAUGGCUUAAUGCCAAGGCCACUGUUUAGUUAUUUAGUUAACAAGCAAUGUGGGCUAUGAUUCUGAGCCAGGCUAGCUUUAACUCCCAAUUUACUAGAGAAAAUAUAGAGGACAUAAUCUUAAUUGUAGUUAGCUGCAGCCCUUGUCCCUCUCUGGUUUUGUCACAUGGAAUAUAUUAGAUAGCACUGAGUGUAUUUUGCCAGACCUUAAGGAAUAUGUUUGUGUGUGUGCCUGAGAGGGAGGGAGAGAGAGAGAAAGAGAGAGAGUGUGUGAAAGCUGCUGCAUGUGAAGCUAUACAGACUGAACAUGGUAUUGUGGUGUGUUUGCUGUAAUUUGUUAACAGUAUGAAUCCCUUACCAUGAAGUGGCAUCGUGCCUAUUGAAGCAGCACUGUCAUGCAGACGUGUGGAAGGACAGUGCGCAGAGCAGUAUCUCAGAUGUAGAAAUGAUCAGUGAUAACAGCGUUGUGUUUCCUCUGCUUCUUUUCAUCUCUGUGGAGUCUGGCUGCUGCUGUGUGGAAGUCGCAGCUCUCUGUGUCUUUUGUGUCUCUGAGACAUCACUGUUCAGUGUGUGUGAGAGGGUGCGUGUAGCGCCGUUCUGCAGUGUGUGUGAUGUCUUCAGAGCUGCUGGUAGAUUUGGGCGAAGACCCUGCGACUGCACAGUUGGGACAGCUGAAGCUAGCCACGAUAGAAGACCAGCAGUGGCCUGCUGAUGAGUCUACUCUCAGCAAGUCAGAGACAGACAUCUCCCAGCGCUUCGAUGGCGGCUCUCCUCAUCUGCCCUGGGACCAUCCUUUCUAUGACAUCGCCAGGCAUCAGAUCAUUGAAGUGGCAGGUGAUGACAACUUUGGCAGGAAGGUGAUAGUGUUUAAUGCCUGCAGGAUGCCCCCACAGCACCAGCUGGACCAUCACAAGCUGCUGAUGUAUCUUAAAGGAACACUGGAUCAGUAUGUGGAAAGUGACUACACUCUGAUCUAUUUUCAUCACGGGCUGACCAGUGAAAACAAGCCGUCUCUCAGCUGGCUACGAGAUGCAUACAGGGAGUUUGACAGAAAGUAUAAGAAGAACAUCAAGGCUCUGUACAUCGUCCAUCCCACCAUGUUCAUCAAGACUCUGCUGAUCCUCUUUAAACCAAUCAUCAGUUUUAAGUUUGGCAGGAAGAUCAACUAUGUGAGCUAUCUGAGUGAGCUGGAGGACGUGGUGAAGUGUGAGCAGCUGCUCAUUCCUGCCCGUGUCAGAGAGUACGACAACAAGUUGAGAGCGUCCCUGAAACCGACCGCCCAGCCUCCCAUGUCUCCUCCUCGCAGCCCUCCACUCCCCAACCAGGUGUUUGGGGUGCCACUUACACUGCUCAGACAGAGGAGUCCAGAUGGUGAUCCAGUUCCUGUGGUGAUGAGAGACACAAUUUGCUUCCUUUCAGAGCAAGGUUUGGAGAUCGAGGGGAUCUUCAGACGGUCCGCCAACGUUACUCUGGUGAAGGAGGUCCAGCUCAAAUACAACUCUGGUGCAACAGUGGAUUUCAGAGAGAUAGAAGACGUCCACUUGGCUGCUGUGAUUCUGAAAACAUUCCUGAGGGAACUCCCCGAGCCUCUUCUGACCUACCAGCUCUACAAUGACAUCGUCAACUUCACCUCUGUAUCCAGUGACAGCCAGGCGACAGCUAUGAAGACUCUGGUGGAAUCACUGCCAGAGGAAAACUACGCAUCACUGCGGUACCUCAUCACAUUCCUGGCACAGGUAUCAGCCAACAGUGAGGUGAAUAAGAUGACCAACAGUAACCUGGCUGUGGUGUUCGGUCCCAACCUGCUCUGGGGGCGGGACAACGCCAUGUCACUGAGCGCCAUCGGGCCAAUCAACAACUUCACCAGAACCCUGCUGGACCAGCAGCAUCUGAUCUUUACCUAAACCCGCCAACACCACUGUGACCCUCCUUGUCAUACAGCACUUAGUCUUUAAUUCAGCCCAGCUACUGACCAAUCAGGAGCUUCGUCAGGGUACUUCUCUACCAACAGCGCUCAGGCCUGGUCCAUACGUACAUAGGUAUUUCACAGAAAUCUCUGACAACAUGAAAACACACUAUCAAGAACUGUCCUGGGUAAGCCAAAUAAAAAGGCAGUGUUAUAACCUUAACCAUAAAGCCAUGUUAGCCAAUCAGAAGCCUGUAAAAAAAAAAAAAAAAGAAAGAAAAAGAAAAGAAAAAAAGACCAAACUCUUUGUUUUCCCUGUCUACACAACACUGAAAUCAGAGUUUCUGAAAGAGAAAAAGCUAUUUAAAAAACAUACCUGUGUAUGUGUGGACAGGGCCUUAGACAAGCCAACCUCAUCUACUUCUCAAUUAAAAUACCAUAGACUUUAAAAAGAUCCAAUGGACCAAUUACAUUUCAGUUUCAGUCUUUCCAGUCUCAUUGGCCCAUUAGCAGUCGUCUUGUUAUGUGAACUGGUCUGGAUUACUGCCAGCUUCUGGCCCCCAUUUCCAGUCUUUGUGAAUGGAAAUGGCGCAUACAUUCGACCGCAGCCAAAUAACCCUCAAUUAACAACUCAUAGCACAAAAUUCAACACCUAAUAAGUAGGUGACUUACCGUCUAUUUACAGAGUCAUGUUACCGUGGAGACCAAAGGCACAGAUUUAACCCCUGUUGAUGGAGGCAGAGGCUGCUCAGGUGUUGCUUUUUGUGAUUUUUUUGACGAGUCAACAGAGCUGCCUACCAAGUUGUAAUAAUGUAGCAGAUAUUCUGACUUUCAGUCCCUUCUGUCAAGCUCCAAAACACUGAAUCCUACUUUAUAUUUCCAGUAAUGCAGCUUAAGGGAGUCUUUCAUCAGACCCUCCAUACCAAGUAAACCUGGUCUCUCAAACUCCAUGACCCCAGUUUAUCACACAGGCAUUCAUUUUAAAUGUGAUUAUUGAUUUAGAAGAACUGAACUUCACUUAGAAAAAUGGUAAUAUUUCCUCAGCAUGUGAUUGAUGCUUGUUGUUGCAGGUUAGCACAUUAUUAGUGCUGUAACAUAAUCACAGAGUAUCUGUUACCUACAGUGGCAUGGAAAACUGAGUGAAAUCCUACCUAGUUACCUGCAGUAAUUAAUCAUAAAAUAUGAUCUGACCUUCAUCUUAGUCAGACACAAACAUUUACCACUAUAUGUUGUCCAAGCAGCUAUAGCAGUGGUGUUCAAGUAUAUACAGUAGCUAGGUCCAGGCCAGUGCUGUUCAUGGGUGUGCUUCUGGUGUGCAGAGUCACCGGGAAGAUGAUUUAAAUGCGUUUAGGUCUUGUCAACAUAUACAACAUGUGAAAAAAAUUUGUUGACAGAUACAGUUCUUGUUCAAGAAAUGAACACUACGAUUUGUGUGUUAUUAGUUAAAAUACAUUGGAUUUGUUGAUAAUUGUAACUUAAAUGAAGAUCUGAUCAUAUUUUAAUACACAUUUACAGUUAAAUGCAGGCAAUUCCAAAGGCUUCACUUUUUCUUGCCACUGUUUGACAUUGCUGAAUCUACCAGCCAACCAACCAUUCACAAAUUCCAGUCCUGAUUGCAUGUGUUCAUACUUGUAUUUAAGUGUGUCUCAGGCCUGACCUGAAGCCUGAACACAGCCUGGUUCAUUAUGAUUAAUAGAGUCCUCUUCUGUAUAUAUGUGCUGUGCUGUCAGUCUGUCUGCCUCUGUCUGUGUAGUGCCACAAAAUGGGUGGUUAUACAUAAUGUAGAUUAACUAUACAGGUAAUGAGACUGAAUGAGAUUGAGGAGAAUGGAGGGGGUGAGUUUGUGUUUCUAUGAAAGUCUCAGGUUAACUUAGAACUGGUGAACUUGGUACCAAACGUCGCGGACAAUCUCUGAAAUGCUGUAAUUCUAUGAUGCAGUGGAAUAGAUGCUGCGUGAGUCUACCAGCAGAUCAUUAAGCUGUGCAUGUGGAUGAAACGAGUGCUGGACCUGGAUGUGGUUUUGGUGUCUGAGGACUCUACCGUACUAUAUCCAGUUGUACGAUUCUUUCUCGCUCUCUCCUUAUUAUAUUUGACUUUCAUAUUGUACUGAUAUUAUUAACAUUUCUACACUUUUCCCCCGUCACCACAUUAUAACUGACUAACCUCUGUUGUCAUUAUAGUAACUGAUUCAGACAUGUCUUAUCAUAGUGGUUUUUUUAAUGGUACGUGAUAAACAGCUAUACAGUGAAAUGUAAUAUUCAGUAGCACAGAAACCCCAGUUCAGCAUGUUAUUACCAUCAGUCCUUGACUAGUGAAGGGCCUUUAUUUACCUCAGCGGCAGAGAGAACCAAGUCUAUGUUUAGAUUUUCAUGACUAUAUUCCACCUGUCCAACAACAGUGUCAUACUCGUCAUACAGUUUUCAUCCACUAAUUAAUUGCCGUCUUUCUCUGAGUGAAAUAUUUUACUUCCAGUCUCUCCUAUAUUGGAAGUCUUCCUUGAUGGGGAAACAGGUGAAUAAAAGUAGUGUGUAGAGAGCAGCUGUGUGCUGGAUAUGACACUAUGCACUGUGUGGGUUUAGUGACAAAGAUUUGGAUUUGUCAUCAGUCUACAUCACAAAACAGAGACACAGCAACAUAGAACAAUCCCUGCUAACUGAGACAGUGUAGAUUUAACCUACUUAAAUUCUUGUGUUAUGGAAAAACCAGGGUAGUAGAUCUUUACCCCCUCCCUCCUCCUCCCUCCUCCCUAUAGUGUCCUUUGGUAUAAAGAACCACAUGUAGCAUUGGGUGUUGAAGUUUAAAGCAUUUUUAAACCCUAAGCUGCCACACGUAGUGCUCCUGGUUGUCGUGAGAUGACUUGAAACAGGCUCGUGCACUUGAUACUCUGACAGCUGGAGUGUGGGUUAGUGUUGCAGUCUUUGUCUUUGGUAGUUCCAGUCCAUUUGUUGCCAUCUUUAGUCACCUCUGUGAAUAAAGAUGGCAACACAUCAUUUAUUUAUUUUGAUUCCUCCCUUCACACAGCACAGGAUAUCCUCUAAAUAAUUUAAAUUACUGAUACUGUUGUGAUGUGAGUUAUUUAUAUUGUCAGUUGCCUUAUAUUUUAGUUGAUGGAGUUUGUCACAGUCAUAUGAUGGUCUGUGGGUGUCUGUCCUGUCUUCAUGGUUCAGGGUCUUCUGGUCUGUUAGUGACACAUAAUCCAGGGUUUUCUAACCAAACAGGUCUGACUGGCUCGUCCUGCUGCUGCAUCACCACGGCUACAGUCAUUUUAAGUAUUGGUCAUCCAUUAAUUGAGUAUUAAUCUAGAAGCUAGAGCGGUUAACUGAGACUAACGUCAGAAUCCAGUAUUCUCUGUAGCCACCAUGUCUGGAGCAGCAGGACUGUGGAGAGAAUGCAGCAGGAGAUGAAUUAGCAGAAAGUUCAGAUGAAGAUAUUUCUAGUGUAAUGUGACUGUAACUCAGACACUGGAAUCAGGUCUUUAAUCCCAUGAUUACUGGUCAGAACCCGCCUUUGAUUCGUGACUUGGACUUAGCACAAAGAUUAAA
This is a messenger RNA of Lates calcarifer (barramundi perch), 5449 nucleotides long. It is a transcript of the gene arhgap1, whose product is annotated as Rho GTPase activating protein 1. Gene Ontology annotation, molecular function: GTPase activator activity. The transcript is spliced from 13 exons. The record is from RefSeq and is a predicted model, not a curated record. Bases 613 to 1905 code for a protein of 430 amino acids. Gene Ontology annotation, biological process: negative regulation of endocytic recycling; small GTPase-mediated signal transduction. Gene Ontology annotation, cellular component: cytoplasm. Lineage: Eukaryota; Metazoa; Chordata; Actinopteri; Centropomidae.